AUGGCAAAGAAAUCGAUUCCAUCAGCGCCUGCGCCCGGCACGAAAGUGGUCGCCCUGCACCCAAUCGACCAACGUUUCCCGGUUGGAGAUUUACGGACAAUCGUUUUCUUUGUCAUCAGGAGCACCCUGGACCAACAGAUUUUGCGCGACUCACUCGAUAAGCUCAUCCGGAACCAUCUGCCUGUCCUGGGCGCGCGUCUGCACGCUGCCCCGAAAGAAGGCGGAUUGAACGAGUUCCAUUACCCAGAGCCCUUCCCCGACGAUGCCACCCUUUUUGCAUGGUCGGAAAAGUUCAUCGAAUCGACCCUGGACGCGACCAAGCUCAUCCCGGACACUUCAACCUCCAAUGGAUCUGUGGUCUGGGGUCUUCCUAUGAAGGAUUUCGAGGCGGCUUGGGCGCCAUCUGACUGGAGUUUUCAGCGCAAGGACGACAAACCCGACACGCCUCUGCUCCUGGUCCAUUUCACAGGCUAUCAGGAUGCUACGGUCCUCACAGUGAACAUUCCGCAUUGGGUUUCUGACCAAAAGGGCCUUGCGAGCAUGAUGCAGGCGUGGCUCGCCGUCGCGCAGGGGUUGGAGCCGCCUCCUUUCAUAACGCUGGAGCCUGGUGCCCUUGACGGACCCGACCUGCCGCAAAGCGAGCUUCGUCAAAAAGGGAAAUAUCGAUUGAAGUCGAAAGGGGAAUAUAUUCGAUCAAUCGUCGGACUCUUGCCCGAUAUAAUCCGGAACCGAGAAGAGACUGGCCGGGUGAUGUUUUUGCCCGUAUCGUAG
Messenger RNA from Clonostachys solani, 771 nucleotides. The record is from the annotation of a GenBank genome assembly. NCBI's taxonomy places the organism in Eukaryota, Fungi, Ascomycota, Sordariomycetes, Hypocreales, Bionectriaceae.